ACGUCAUAUAUGUGCGACGGAGCUGUUUGAGGACAUGACUUGUUAUUAAACGACCGGUGUGGAUUUUGUAUUUUCAGUGUGUUUCCACAAUGUUCGCUUUCAGACGGAGCUUGACCAGCGCUGUCAUCUCUGCUCUUCGGGUUUCCCGCACCGAUCAAGCUGCUGUGUCCGGCAGUGUGCAGAGAUGUCUGUCCACACAAACGGACGGAGAGGUCCGCAUCGCGACGAUACUGAAGGAGAAGUUUCCGUCAGCCUCUUCGCUGAAAGUUGUGGAUAUCUCAGGUGGUUGUGGGGCCAUGUAUGAGAUCCACAUCGAGUCCAGUGAGUUCAAAGGAAAAAGGACUAUUCAGCAGCACCAGUUAGUAAAUCAGGCACUCAAGGAAGAGAUUCAAGGAAUGCAUGGACUACGAAUAUUUACUGAUGUUCCAAAAUAAUUGAGGGUCAUUUGACUGUUUUCCAAAAACCUUUUUCCUGUGUUCACCCUAUGAAUGUAAACUUUUAAAGAGGAUAUUGUGUAGUUCAUGUUUUCUAUUAUAAUUGUGUCAGUGGUAAAAGACAUAAGGGCUUUGACUCUGCCAGUUACCAUUAACAGUGUGAAAUGUGUAAGAAGUGUAUUUUUUCAACUAGCGAGAUAUAUGCUCCUCUUGAGAUAAUAUAUUAAAUGAAGGCUAAAGUACGCACAAAA
Molecule: messenger RNA, 685 nt
Organism: Labrus mixtus (cuckoo wrasse)
Lineage: Eukaryota; Metazoa; Chordata; Actinopteri; Labriformes; Labridae
Gene: bola3
Product: bolA family member 3
Exons: 4
Coding region: 90-434 (114 amino acids)
Source: RefSeq, a predicted model, not a curated record